Messenger RNA from Fusarium fujikuroi IMI 58289, 303 nucleotides. RefSeq lists its product as uncharacterized. NCBI's taxonomy places the organism in Eukaryota, Fungi, Ascomycota, Sordariomycetes, Hypocreales, Nectriaceae. The record is from RefSeq and is a predicted model, not a curated record. The coding region runs from base 1 to 303 and encodes 100 amino acids. The transcript has a single exon.
AUGCCAGACAAACUUGCCCAACCCAUGGGCUACGAUAGGCCACAGGCACUCGAAUUCAACAUUUCGGAGCUGGUCCUUGAAAGAGCUCCGCCACCAGACCAGCCGAGAGGAGUUGCGGCUGCAGAACCAGCUCAAGACGUUCUUGACUACAUCGAAACCGACAAUGAAUACGCCCCAGUCGACUAUAUGAUAGCCACUAGCAAAGAGCUCGAUCUUUCUGUUGCUAUUAGUUAUCAGGAGACACUCGGGCUUGUUCUUGAGAGUACUCCGAAUAUAGUCCACCAGAUUCAGGUCUUUCCAUAA